Molecule: messenger RNA, 3103 nt
Organism: Bombus pascuorum
Lineage: Eukaryota; Metazoa; Arthropoda; Insecta; Hymenoptera; Apidae
Gene: IntS8
Product: integrator complex subunit 8
Exons: 12
Coding region: 12-3029 (1005 amino acids)
Biological process (GO): snRNA 3'-end processing
Cellular component (GO): integrator complex
Molecular function (GO): protein binding
Source: RefSeq, a predicted model, not a curated record
AAAAUAAUGCGAUGAUGGAUGUGGAUUUAUUGAGACCAGGCACUGUGCCUAUAUCUCCUGAUACAAUUCUUUGGUUUGAAUUUUUAUUAAAUCCAUCUUUAUUACAACAACAUUUAUCCAAACCUUCUCCCGAUCCUUCAGCGACGGAUUUAAUAAUCAAGUUUAUGACAAUAAAUUCAGAACAAAAGGAAAAUGAAGUGAAAAUUGUUGAUACAGAAAUAAAUGAUACAAAACCUAACACCGCAGUUAAAUGGAGUCACAGAAAUCUUGCUCUGAAAAUUCUUUCUUUAAAAGUAGCAGCUCAUUUAAAAUGGGAUUUGGAUAUAUUAGAAAAAAAAUUACCAUUACCAAUACAGUUAACACUACUCCAAGACCUUCUUUAUAUAACAUCAGAUUUAACAGUUGAAAUACCAACUAUACCUGAAUUUGUAAUGCAUCCAAUUUCUGAUCAACUACUAUUUACAAUUGUUUUAUACCAUAGAUGGCAUAUAAGAGCAAUUCUUUAUAGAGCCUUAAAUAACAAACAGUCAAAGCAACAAUUUCUUCAUAUUCCAGGUAUACAAGAAUCAACCUAUGUACCACCUGGGGUAAUAGAUGACAUAAUUAGAAAAUUAGAAACUCAAGUGUCUAAUAGUAUAACCGUCCUAAAUAAUGUUCUUGAAAGUAAAGAUAUAAAUCCAAAAAUGUUAUCCUUUGAUACUUUCCAAAUGCUAUCUGAAGAUAGUACAGAGAUUAAACAAAAUUGGGAGAAUAUGUAUUCUAUAAAUUUAGAAGAAUUUAAAUGUCAGAUACACUACGAUUUGGCAAGAUUUCAUUUGUUAAAAGAAGAAUAUCAAGAAGCAAAGCGUCACAUUAUACAAGCCAAAGAAUUAUUUUACAAUUUCGAUAAUUCAGAAGGGAAGUUAUAUUGUAAAGUUCAAAAAGAAUAUUUAGAUGGUUGUUCCUUAGCAUGUGAAGUACCUAUAGAAGGAGUUACUUCCAGUCUUACCCAACAAUUACAAGCAUCAAUUAAAGAUCAAUAUACUAAUAUAUUGCAAAUUCUACAAGCAGAUAACAUUACAAGAGAAAUUCCUCAAGUUUAUAGAGAUAAUUUGGAACUUGAUGUGCAAGGAGGAUCUGUUAAUAGAAAAGUUGUAGUUGCUCGCGAUCUUUUGCUCCAAAUUCAAUGUUUAAAUUUAGUUAGAAAAAUUGUAGAUGGUAGUAUAAUUCUUGGUGAUUAUAUAGCAGAAAUAGAAGCAGCUGGUAGCAAAGGAAUGGAUAUAUUUCUUUCGGCUCUUGGAAAUUUUUUGGAACAAGCUACUGAUACAGACAAAGGACGUAUUUCUCGCUAUCUUCUUUAUUUCGUACAUACCACUAAUAUUUAUAGGUUUGCUUCUAAAAUACUCAGCGAUCCAUUGUAUAUGACAUUAUUUAACGAGGAAGAAUUAGAAGAAAUCAGAAAAUCAGCUAUUGUUGAAGAACUUGAAAUACCGGAUUUAUUAUUGAAAAAUGAUUGGGGUACUCCGCUAAUAACAUAUACUCAAAGCUCAAGGAUAGAAAUAUUUGAAUUAGAACAAAGAUUAAUACAGUCAUAUGAUACUAAUGAAAUUCACGAAAUAUUGAUACACUUAGAUGGUAAACAUCGAAUGAAACCAUUAUGGAAUGUAAAUAGUUGUUGGGAACUACCUAUACCAUUACAAAGUGUUGUAAUGUCUCUUCCCAGAGGAUUCCUUCAAGAUUAUUCAUAUGUAUUAUUAGCAAAAAGUAGGGAAUUAGUAAUGUCUAAAGAUUUUGAAGGGGCAAUUGAGAUAUUAAAUGUAUUGGAGAAAGAAGUACAGCAACAUUCACAAAGUGGAAACACAUUAAUAUUUAAAUUGUGUAAAUUAGUAAACUGGGAAUGCCUUCUUGUAGAAAUUUGGAGAUGUCUUCACUUAUGGCCGGCAACGGGUAUAUGUGAUACGCAAAGUUUAGUCACAAGAUGUAAACAAUGUCUUGGAGCAUUACAAGCAACAGAUCAAGUUAUACCAAGACAAGAAAUUAUUGAAUAUUGCACUGUUUUUCUUUUAAAUAUGACUGAGUGGGAUUAUUUAACAAGUUUAGAGAAACGUUGGAGUUACUCAGAGUUUGCAGCAGCCAUCAGUAGCGUUUGUCAAGAUAUUGUUAAAUACAAAGGUGCAAGGAAAUUUCCAAGAGAAGCAUGGGAUAUGGUAUUGACUGCCUUUGGACCGAGUAGAGAUCAACCACAGAAACGAAGCAACAGUGGUAAUAGUGGAACAAGUACUGGUAGUGCUUCAAGAGAUGUUAUUGCUAGCAUUGGAGGUACACUUAGUAGAUUACGCGAACCUAUGGUUCUUACUGUCGUUAUUUCAUUAUUAGCACGUUUACGAAAUGUUUUACGUGAUGAAUCUGGUCUUGAAUUACAUACACAAUAUCUUUCUCUUUGGCCUGCUGGUGUACCAAACGCUAAUUCCUAUAAUAUUAGAAGUAUUGGAGAAUUGCUGUUUCAAUUGUUAACACAAGCUUUGAAAUAUUAUCCAAGUAAUGUUCCUUGGUUGAGAUUGAUGGGAGACCUUAAUUAUGUUUUAGGAUACUAUGAAAGUGCAAUAAAAUAUUAUUUAGAAGCUAUUAUGGUAGCCAGUGAUUUGUUCAGUCAACCAGUACCAAGAUCGCAGAUUGAUGAUCUCGUUUAUUGGCGUAUGAUUAAAUGUUGUGCUCAUUUACAAUGUUAUACCCAAGCUGCUGUACUGUGUCAAUUUUUGGAGGAAGUAGAUUAUACUUUAGCUUUUAAAAUGGCAGCCAGCGAUCAAAAAAGUUGCGCACCAGCAGACGCUAUGGACGCGUACUAUCAUUGUAUUUGGGAUACUACAAUACUUGAGUAUCUCAUUCAUUUACAUACAAAACGUGGUGAACACCAUAGAAAACAAUUAGCGAUUAAGGUAAUUGGUUUAUUGGAACUGAAUUCCAAUAAUAAUGAAGAAAUACAAAGGGAAGCAGCGAACAUUCGGAAAGCAAAAUUUUUAAGAGCAUUAGCAAAACAGUAUGUUUAUUAAUAAAAAUGUAUAUAAAAUUUUGUAUGAUUAUAUAAUAACUUUAUACAAUUUAAAUAUAAUGAUUUUUAUAUUUA